AUGACAUGGGACGACCUGAAACCAAACUGCCAACUGCCACAAUCGCUGGGAGCCGAACGCUUCCUGGUUCGACCCACUUGCACUCAUGAGUACUUACGGUUGCUUCCCAAUCUCUCAAGGCUCGAAUGGCCUAUUGCGAACUAUGCACCGCAACCGCAAGGAUUGAAGCUGCCCGAUGGAAGGGUCUAUCGAAACCCGACACCAUUUGACCCUGUUAUGAGCCGAGGACAACGGGCACUAAGUAAGCGACUCCUAUGUGUAAUCACCAACCUGUUAUACGCAAACAAAAUGGCCGAUCGAUUUUUUCUCACAGGCGCGACAUUGCUUGGUUCGCUGAGACAUCAUGACUUCAUCCCGUAUGACGAUGAUGUGGACAUACUUUUGGAUGAGACAGUUAAACCUAUCGUGCAGAACUUGACCGGAUUUUUAGAACCAGAAUAUAUGGUGUACUGGGGUAGUGAUAGAGCGAAGUUCUUUACACGACCUGUAGCUCCACAAGAAGAACAUCAAGAUGUGGAACACAGCAGACAUCUGUCGCAGCAUCCGUGGAAUUGGCCUUACGUGGAUAUUGGCUAUUACAAUGUGAACAGUACUCACGUGUAUGAAGUAGCCGAAUGGAUGGGUAGGAAAUUAGUGUGGCCCAGAUCUGUUGUUUUCCCUUUGCUUUACCGUCCCUUGGGAAUAAAUUGGUUUCCUACCCCAUACAACAGUAUUGGCUUCAUUCGUCAGGCGGUGGGCAUCGUUGCAAACUGUACGGCAUCCGGAUACAGUCACUCAUUCGAAGGGGGCGAAAAACCUGGCAACAGGCCAUGCAUCGAGUUAGCCGGCCGAUAUCCCUUUGUGGAACAUCAAACUAUGAGAGACGGACCAAGAGUAAGAAUGCAGGACCAAAGAUCAAAGGACAAGGUAUCAACAGAACUGGUGAAAUCUCAAGAAAGUUUGGUGAUCCUCCAAAAUCAGUCAUCUACCAAGCACCUUAUACAUGAACUCGUCCUUUAUACCCAUGCCGAUGUUGCCACUCUCGAUACUUAUGAUUACGGGAAGAAUGCUCGCCCAUAG
Messenger RNA from Opisthorchis viverrini, 1059 nucleotides. RefSeq lists its product as hypothetical. Lineage: Eukaryota; Metazoa; Platyhelminthes; Trematoda; Opisthorchiida; Opisthorchiidae. The record is from RefSeq and is a predicted model, not a curated record. Bases 1 to 1059 code for a protein of 352 amino acids. The transcript has a single exon.